This is a messenger RNA of Papaver somniferum (opium poppy), 1778 nucleotides long. Its product is annotated as ATP-dependent zinc metalloprotease FTSH 5, mitochondrial-like. The annotation marks the transcript as partial. Gene Ontology annotation, biological process: proteolysis. The transcript is spliced from 4 exons. Gene Ontology annotation, cellular component: membrane; chloroplast thylakoid. NCBI's taxonomy places the organism in Eukaryota, Viridiplantae, Streptophyta, Magnoliopsida, Ranunculales, Papaveraceae. Gene Ontology annotation, molecular function: metalloendopeptidase activity; ATP binding; ATP-dependent peptidase activity. The record is from RefSeq and is a predicted model, not a curated record.
AAAGAGAAGUUAUUUGGUGCUUUCAACAUUAUACUGGCAAUCCUCCUUCUUGGAGCAAUUUUUGGAGAAGGCAAUAUUCUUAAAGUUUUUGGAUUAAGUCAGGAGAUCCAACCCAGCACGUCCACUACGAAAUUUAAUGAUGUUAAGGGAGUUGAUGAGGCCAAAGCUGAGCUAGAAGAAAUUGUCCUUUAUCUUCGUGAUCCCAAGCGGUUCACAAGUCUAGGAGGUAAGCUUCCUAAGGGGGUGUUACUUUCUGGUCCAGCUGGGACAGGUAAAACCAUGUUAGCAAGAGCCAUUGCAGGAGAAGCAGGAGUACCAUUCUUUACCAAAAGCGGGAGUGAGUUUGAGGAAAUGCUUGUUGGUGUGGGUGCAAGAAGAGUGAGGGAUCUAUUUGCUGCAGCAAAGAAGCGCUCUCCGUGUAUUAUUUUCAUUGAUGAGAUAGAUACAUUUGGAGGCCGCCGUGAAUCCAAAGAUCUGAAACGUUCGCAGACUACCUUAAAUCAGUUUCUUGUCGAGCUUGAUGGCUUUAAACAAAAUGACGGAAUUAUUGUGAUUGCUGCAACCAACUUCCCUCACUCUUUGGAUAAAGCACUUGUUAGACCUGGCCGUUUUGAUCGUAACAUUGUUGUUCCCAAUCCAGAUGUUGAAGGACGAAGACAGAUAAUGGAAUCUCACAUGUCAAAGGUUCUCAAAGGAGGAGAUAUUGAUCUAACUAUUAUUGCCAGAGGAACACCUGGGUUCUCAGGUGCAGAUCUUGCAAAUAUGGUGAACGUCGCAGCUCUCAAAGCCGCAAAGGAUGGUUCUAAAGCAGUGAGCAUGACUGACUUGGAGUAUGCAAAGGAUAAGAUUAUAAUGGGAAGUGAGCGCAAAUCAGCUGUGAUUUCUGACGAAACUCGAAAAUUAACAGCUUUUCAUGAAAGUGGUCAUGCUUUAGUAGCCAUCCACACAGAUGGGGCUCAUCCAGUUCACAAAGCAACAAUAGUUCCACGAGGAAUGUCUGCUGGAAUGGUAGCUCAAUUGCCUGACAAAGAUGAGACUAGUGUUUCUCGCAAACAAAUGCUUGCUAAAUUAGAUGUUUGCAUGGGUGGUCGAGUAGCGGAGGAAGUUAUAUUUGGAGUAAAUGAAGUUACUAGUGGUGCAUAUUCAGAUUUCCAACAAGCAACAUCUUUAGCCAGAAAGAUGGUCACAAUAUAUGGAAUGAGCGAAAAAAUUGGGUGCGUCACUCACAGUUAUGAUGAUGAUGGCAAGAGUAUGAGCAGUAAAACUAGACUUCUCAUCGAAAAGGAGGUGAAAGGGUUCUUGGACAGGGCUUACAAUAACGCGAAAACAAUCCUGUCUACUCACAUCAUAGAACUCCACGCACUAGCUAAUGCCCUGCUUCUGCAAGAAACACUCACAGGAAGUCAGAUCAGUGAUUUACUUGCCCGAGUCGGUAAAAAGCAAAUUCUGCCUUCUCCCGUGGAUGCGUCUCAGCCUGUUUUGAACGAUUCAAAGAAGAAAAAUGGCAACCCAAAACGGGGUCUUCGCAUUAAACGCCUAGGGUGAGCUCGAAGAUGUUAUCUUUCUCUACUCUUAGUAUAUUUAUUUUUCCAUUGUUAGUCUUUAUUCUUGGAGGUUUAGAACUUUUACAUUUUGCUUGUUUCCUGUUUAAUUCCAUUCAUGUUGUCAUGUUUGCGUAAAUUCAGAGGCGAACAAGGAGCACAGAAAUAUUUAAUGUCAGUAACCUUAUAAUUUAGAGUAGAAUUAAGAAAUGAAUAUUUGCACCUGUUGAACCAAAA